GGCAGACCCCUGACGUAACGGGUGGAUGUGGGCAUGCGUGACAACCAACGUCAACCCCGUGGCUUUAUGAAAGGCGAAAUCCCUCCAUGGGAGCACGGUGUGGUAGCAGUUUAAAACCCCGUCUGUUAAGGAGAAGGCACUUGUCUCGGAACACGGAGGCGGUCUCAGCUCCUCACUCCAGUCCGUUGUGUGUGCGCUUCCCUCCGGCUUCAAGUGUAGGCUAGCUUUGCCUCCUUCCUGCGCACCGCGGCAACAACACAGACCACGGGGACGAGCCAGCGGACGUAACGCUAGCCGAGCAGGGAAGCGGGCUCUGUCUUCUCUUUCAUCACGCAGAUGCUCCCAGCCGCCCAGCUUGACAGGAGUGAUGGGAUGUGUCAACUAGCAGGUGAGGCAGUCCUAAAUGAUGUGAUUGGACUGAAGAAUUCAUCUGCAGUGUUCACACCGGAGCGAGACAAAGGAGGGACAGAGGAAGAGGAAGAGGAGGACAUCCAAAACACGAGAAUGGGCGUGGGGAAAAAUAACACGUCCAAGUCGCUGGACAGCAGCAGUGAGGGAGGAAAAUAUGAAGAGGAGAGCAAACAUGAUGCAGAUUUCUACCCUAUUCCGGUGGUGGUAAACGGAGUCGGUGGUGCCAGUGGAGACCAGGAUACUGAGAACACAGAGCUGAUGGCCAUCUACACUAAAGAAAAUCAAGGAGCAGAAAAGAGCUCAAUGUCCGAGACGCUGGACAGCACAGACAGUACAGAUGCAAGGAGGAUGGACAUGAUCUAUACCAUUGAAGACACGCCACCCUGGUACCUGUGUGUGUUCUUAGGGUUACAGCACUACUUGACAUGUUUCAGUGGAACUAUCGCAGUGCCGUUCCUCCUCGCUGAGGCGAUGUGCGUCGGCUUCGAUCAAUGGGCCACCAGUCAGCUCAUAGGGACCAUCUUUUUCUGUGUGGGGAUCACCACCCUGCUACAGACCACACUGGGCUGCAGGUUGCCUCUGUUCCAGGCCAGUGCUUUCGCCUUCCUCGCACCAGCCAGAGCCAUCCUGUCACUGGACAAAUGGAAGUGUAACAACACGGAAGUUCCAGUAUUUAACAGCACAGAGCUCUUCCACACAGAGCAUAUCUGGCACCCCAGGAUACGAGAGAUCCAAGGGGCUAUCAUCGUGUCAUCCAUGGUCGAGGUGUUUAUUGGAGCGCUGGGUCUGCCUGGGAUCCUGCUGAAGUACAUUGGACCUUUGACCAUCACCCCCACUGUGGCCCUUAUUGGCCUGUCGGGAUUCCAGGCGGCAGGAGAGAGGGCUGGAAAACACUGGGGCAUUGCUAUGCUGACUAUCUUCUUGGUGCUGCUCUUCUCUCAAUAUGCCAGAAACGUUCACUUCCCCCUGCCAGUCUACAAAGCCAAGAAAGGUUGGACUGCCUAUAGGCUACAGGUCUUCAAAAUGUUUCCUAUCAUCAUGGCCAUCCUGGUGUCGUGGCUGCUGUGUUUCAUCUUCACUGUAACUGACGUUUUCCCACCGGAGGUAAACAAAUAUGGCUUCUAUGCCCGCACAGACGCACGUCAAGGAAUCCUUGCUGCUGCACCGUGGUUUAAGAUCCCCUAUCCCUUCCAGUGGGGCCUUCCUACUGUAACCGCUGCUGGUGUGAUCGGCAUGAUGAGUGCGGUGGUGGCCAGCAUCAUCGAAUCCAUUGGAGAUUACUACGCCUGUGCACGUCUCUCUUGUGCUCCUCCACCUCCCAUCCAUGCCAUCAAUAGGGGAAUAUUUGUCGAGGGUAUUUCCUGUGUACUCGACGGUCUUUUCGGGACAGGAAAUGGCUCUACCUCUUCCAGUCCAAAUAUAGGCGUCCUAGGAAUCACAAAGGUUGGCAGCAGACGUGUGAUCCAAUAUGGAGCUGCCAUGAUGCUGUUGCUGGGGCUCGUGGGUAAAUUCAGUGCCCUGUUUGCAUCUCUGCCCGACCCUGUCCUGGGAGCUCUGUUCUGCACCCUGUUUGGAAUGAUCACAGCAGUGGGACUGUCCAACCUGCAGUUUGUCGACCUCAACUCCUCCAGGAACCUCUUUGUUCUGGGUUUCUCCAUCUUCUUUGGUCUGAUGCUGCCAAGCUACCUCAAACAAAACCCGCUGGUCACUGGCAUAGUUGAGGUUGACCAGGUGUUGAACGUGCUCCUCACCACUGCCAUGUUCGUUGGAGGCUCUGUGGCCUUCAUUUUGGACAACACUAUACCCGGUUCUCCUGAAGAACGAGGCAUUAGGAAGCUGAAACGUGGCGCUGGUCUCAGCGCAGCAGAACUGGAAGGGAUGAGAUCUUAUGAUUUGCCGUUCGGAAUGGACUUCAUCCGCAGACACUCCAUCUUCAAAUACAUCCCCAUCAGCCCCACCUUUACGGGCUACCAGUUCGGGAGGCUACAAGAAACCUGCAGGAGCAGGAUGGGACAUGGGGAUGUGGUGAAGGGAGGAGGAAUUGGAGGGGAGGGAGGCGCUACACUGGGGGAGAGUCGGGUAUAGCCAAUGGGCUGGUGCUGAAAAAUCUUAAUCUUGAGGAGCAAGGGAUGGUACACUGAGAUAAAAAGAUGGGAGAGUGGAGGACAGAAGCGGUGCUGGAUUUGGGAUCGUGUGGAAGAAAAUGUGCCCCCCCCACGUUAGUGUGUGUUUUCUUUAGCUUGUGUCGGCCUUUUCCCAUUUCCCCACUAUGCUAUUAUUAGCAUGCUAUAGCAAGUCACAGCAUGCUAUAAACGAAGUCACCAUGCAGAGGUUAGUUGGUGUGUGUGCAUGUGUGUACAGUAUGAAGCGAGAAAUAACCGGUUUGUGCAUUAAUUUACUUACUUGCACUUUAAUCCAUGGAGAGACAGACGGACAUCAAACAAUCAGAACUUGGUGUUUGAUGCCUCACUGCCUUUUAAUCAGUGCUAAACUUUACUCCAUUUUAUAAAAAGUAGUCUACUAAAAGCAGAGUAGAGUGAUUAUGUCAAUUGAGGAUUAUGCAAAAUUUUCUGCUCUGAAUAAUUUUCCUCUAGACUACUUAUGCAACCACAUAAAAGUGACACACACACACGCGCAUGUUCACACACCAAUAGCCUCAUAAAAACUAGCACGAGCGCUACAAUGCACAUCAGGGUUGCGUAGAUUGAUGGAAGUGGUUUGUCAGGUGCCCUUAGCCAUGCAAAGUGAUUGUGAAAUUUAUUUUUGCACUAUCUGCCUCCUGAGUUCAAAACCAGAAUGUCACUUCACAGGCCACACCCCGUAUUUCUUCAUUAAAAGUCCUCAGAGUUCCUCUCAGCAGCACAUCACAUCCCCUCAUUUCGUGCUGUAAUACCCUCACAUCCGCCCCUUUUCUUUUUAUAUGUAGUAGAGUGCUGAUAUUCACAAGAUCUCCAGUGUAGCAUACCAGUUUACAUCUAUUAACAGUGUCAGCGUCAUGCAGUAGUUACUAACAAGACCAAAACUCUACUUUUCCUGAACAUACACUUGUCUCAUUUGACUGUCGAAUGGGAACAAAGAUAUUUAUUUAUUUUUAUUUGAUAACCUCUAACUUCCUCUGACACAUAUAGGCACUCACACAAGACAACAAACCUCUACUGCCGUUACAUCAGCAGUGCAUUUACUACAUUACUGGCACACAGAAACACAGACAUAUGACCUUUUCAGUGAGACUUUAAAACCUUGUGUGCGUAAACACAAGGCUUAAAAAAAGACAGAAGUAGAACUAAAUGUUCUUAAUCCUGCGCCUGGAUCUUCUCUCACAGUUUUAUGUUUUUUUUAUGUCACUUGCGCUCUGCUUUUAGCGGUAAUCUGUGUUAAUGUAGGAUUUACAAGGGCUGCACCAUAAAAUAAGACCGCCCUCCCAAUAUUCAUACCCUCGUGGUUAGCCCUUACAUAAUUGUACUAAGAAGAAAUGGUUAGUUUUGUUUCGAUGGGGGACUCACAGAUGGAUGUGUUUGUUUAUUUUUUUGCAACAGCCAAUCAAUACAGUUGCUAAUAUCAUUUAUCAUUAUUUUAUGGCGGUGAUGACUUUCCCAUACAUUCCUCCUCCACCUCCCAUCCUCACCCGUACACCUCCCACUCUCACCUCACUUCAGUUACUUUACUGCUGAUGUUUUUAUUGUUUAUGUCUGUUGUUGUUCAGGCUAGAAGCACAUUUGGCCGAGUAACAGAACUUUUCAGAGUCACCUGUACCUUUUUAUUAACCCAGGUGUAACUCUGAAGAGCAAGUCACUAAUCUGACCACACUGUGUGCCUCUGGUCUUUAUUUGAAAAACAGCAGUUUAAAAAUACUGUAGGAGAAUUUGCAACUAUAUGAUCUUUGUAAAUGUAGAAAUUAAAAACAGCACAAUGAAAAAUUAGCUUAAAAAAAACUACUAACUAAGAUUUUACUAAACCAAAAUGCUAAAAGCUCUUUAUUUUUAUUUCUUCUUUUUGUUCUCUUACCAUAUACCAAAACUUUUCUCAAAGCAUUGGCAGUUGUCCUCAUUAAGAAACUUUAAGAAACAAAAUUAGUCUGAAAUUUCAUCCCAAAUUUUUUAUCUCUUUUGUUAAAGCUAUUUAUUUAUUUAUGUGAAGAAAGUUGGUGUUUAAUGAAUAGCAGGUUUAUGUGUCUCUUGCACAAUGUUGAAAGUAUAUUUAUUAGUUUACUUGUUCAUGCCCUGUAAAGAUCAGUGUGACGAUGACUGACUGCUACAACUCCACUCUCAGCCUCGGCUACAGUCGGUGCUUUUAGAAACUCACCUGCAGACAGCAGCUUUUUUUCCUCAGAAGAUAGUGUCUAAUGUAAGAUGUAAGCUGCUUCGAAUCCAUUCCAUUUAUAUCAUGUUGUUUUUAAAAACAAGAGAGAAAAAACACUUUUAAAUGUUAAACUGAAUAGUUUAGUCAGAUUUAUGAGUGAGGGCCUUUUUACUACAAGUACUGUUUGCACAUGUAAUGGUGCCAAGAUCAUCAGGGUCAGAGUGAGUAAUACUCACUAACCUGAAACCCUAAAAUGUCACUGGAGUGCUUAUCCAGAUUUAUAUGAACAUCUUUUGUUUGAUGACCUGAAGACUUUGAAGCGCUUUGUGGAUGAAUAUUUUUGGACCUUUAAUCUAUGAUAACAUGACUAGCUAUAGAGCCGUUUAUGACCUCAGCACCCAGUAUGUUACUCUUGUGUUUAAGUCACAGCUUUCCCAGUGCAAAAAGCCUGCUUUCCUUACCAGUUAUGCAGCAGUGGGUUGCAUCUUCAAAGUUAUUUUUAUGACCUUGCAGAUGUCUACUUCUGCCCAGAAUGAUAAAAUGUUUUUCCAGAACAAAACCAUGCUCCCCUAUGCUUUUCUUCCUUGCUGAAUGUACUUUCAGCUGGCCUCUAGUACUAUACUGACAGAGGACAGUGCUGCAACAAAAUCUGUGACCCGAAUAGGAAUUUCACUUGGCUAUAAUGCCACUGUUUGUUUUAUUCAUCAUACUCUAUAUUACAUACUUUAUUCAGAUGUUAACAAAUACUGGGGGGCUUACUCAGUAUUUGUAUGUGGUCACAAAUUUUGGUUCUUUUUUAUUUACUUGACUCUCUCACAGAUCAAACACCUAUCAAAUCGCAGUCAUCGAUUAAAUAAGAUAAUAACUGAAAUUGCUAAUCGGGUCUCCGAAUUUGGUGUAUCACUGACAGAGUCUGUGGAACUGGUCUCUCACCAAAUAUUUUAUCAUUCUGGUUAGACUGUAGAUAUAUAUGUGACUAACUCAUAGAGAAACAUAAGGAGGGCUUAAGUCAUAAAAGAAGCUAGCUAGUGACCGCUGAUGUGUGCUGAAUCUGUAAAUCUAAAUGUUGGCUGUGCUCAGGACUAACAGAUGGAGUAAGAGCUGAAGAUAAGAAGCAGUGUUCAGGUGUGGCUGGUAAAAUGAACAGUGUGUUAUCUGCACGCCAGCUGAUGUUUUUGACCUUGCUCCAGGAGCAGGUGACGAUCACGUAGAGGUCAGAGAGCAGGCAGUGCCUCCUGCAUCCUCUCUCUUAGACAGAGAUUAAAUGGAGGCUGGUUUUAUCAGUUUUUGACACCUCUUGUAGUGAAUUUGUCUGUACGUGGCAGCACACAUAUAGAUCACAUGCACAAAGCGUGAUCCUGUUUUCUGUGUCAUAUCAUGUUCAUGCAACCAGCACUUACUCCUCCCAUCACAUCCUCUCUCCACACACUCUCUGGUUUACCCCCCUCCCUGCGGUGAAAAUAUAUUGGUGUCCUCAUGGUUAGUGUACCUGGUUUUCUCCCUGGGAAUUCUUACUGUUGAUGUUUCUGGAUGCAGAAGAAGAAACCGGCUGGCCACCUUAUUAAGAGCAUGGGUCAUUGACCAGCUGAGUGAACCUGCCUUAUCAUUUAAAGGCAAGAUGAACAUUGGUUGUCUUUUCUAAAGGCACCUUCUUCUUGUUUUUAACUUUUUACCUUCCAGUUGUUGUCAUACUUUAUUUCUUAUUUUAGGAACUUAUACACAUCCAUGUGUUUCUCAGAUCGCUGUUCUAGAAAAAACACCUUGGAUUACACAAACCCAGACUCUUUGAUGGUCAGUUUAACCAACAGAUUGUUCUUAAGAAGGUGGCCAUGAGGUGUGUAACACAAAGACAUCAAUCCCUUUCAGUUAUUUUGAAGGGGGUGCUACCUGAAGAAUAUACUAUUUGUGUAUUAAGUGUUUUAUCUUUUUCAAUGGUUUUGUUUUUUUUAUACAUUGUUUUCAUGUUUUUGCAAGCGAAUAUUUGUAAAAAACAAAUCAUGCCAUUUAAUCUUAAAUCAUGCUGGAAAGCGCACCAUUUUGUUGUACUUUUUAUUUUAAAAAGUAAAUACAGUUUGAUCCUAUUUUAAAUCUGUGGUUUGGUGGAAUCAUUUUGUUUGUUUGUUUGUUUGUUUCGUUAGGACAUUUUCAUGUUGUAUUUUUUUACUCUAACAUUGCUUUCUGUCCAUGUUAACACAUUACCAGUAUAAAUGAAAGAACAACCAGAGAAAUUUUAAAUAGAUGUAAAAACAAACAAAAAAAUGUAUAUUUAAUGGAGUAAAGUUUGCUAAACCUGAAAGAGACAUUGUGUAAACUAAUUGUAGCAACAAAAUGUUUUAUUCUUUGUUUCUAAAACUAUUUAAUAAGAUGUUACAGAAUGAAUGCAGUCUUUUGUCUUUAUUGGUCACCAAUCCUGAUUGUGACAAUAAAACUGAGAUUAUGUA
This is a messenger RNA of Larimichthys crocea (large yellow croaker), 7151 nucleotides long. It is a transcript of the gene slc23a2, whose product is annotated as solute carrier family 23 member 2. Lineage: Eukaryota; Metazoa; Chordata; Actinopteri; Sciaenidae. Gene Ontology annotation, molecular function: transmembrane transporter activity. Gene Ontology annotation, cellular component: membrane. The coding region runs from base 337 to 2496 and encodes 719 amino acids. The record is from RefSeq and is a predicted model, not a curated record. Gene Ontology annotation, biological process: transmembrane transport. The transcript has 16 exons.